AGCGCCGGCAAUAAGACCAACCGCUUUGCUAUUGUCCAAGUGGAAAGAGCCAAGUUUAUUAUGAGGACUAUAUGCUCUAGAGACCUCAGGCAAGGCAUCUCAUAGGAGGCUUUUUCAUAAAACUAGGCUCUGCUGGUAGUAAGGAGGCCACUCUCGAAGCAGGCGUUGAGCUGUGCACAUCUCCCCACCACAGGCACCUUCUCCAUAUAUCCAGCUUUUAUUUCAUUUUUUCCACUUGGCUGAGCCAUCCAGAGCCUUUUCAAUGUAUAAAAUGGAAUAUUCUUACCUCAAUUCCUCUGCCUACGAGUCCUGUAUGGCUGGGAUGGACACUUCAAGCCUGGCUUCAGCUUAUGCUGACUUCAGUUCCUGCAGCCAAGCCAGUGGCUUUCAAUAUAACCCUAUAAGGACCACUUUUGGGGCCACGUCUGGUUGCCCAUCCCUCACUCCAGGAUCCUGCAGUCUCGGCUCUCUUAGGGACCACCAGAGCAGUCCAUACGCAGCAGUUCCUUACAAACUCUUCACCGACCACGGGGGUUUAAACGAGAAGCGGAAGCAGAGGCGCAUCAGGACCACGUUCACCAGCGCGCAGCUCAAGGAGCUGGAGAGGGUGUUCGCAGAGACCCACUACCCGGACAUUUACACGCGGGAGGAGCUGGCGCUCAAGAUCGAUCUCACGGAGGCGCGGGUGCAGGUCUGGUUCCAGAACCGCCGCGCCAAGUUCCGCAAGCAGGAGCGGGCGGCGGCAGCGGCGGCGGCGGCUGCCAAGAGCGGGGCGGCGGGCAAGAAAUCCGACGCCUCCCGCGACGACGAGAGCAAAGAGGCCAAGAGCACCGACCCCGACAGCACCGGCGGCCCCGGCCCCAACCCCAACCCCGCGCCCAGCUGCGGAGGCGGCGGCGGCGGCCCCAGCCCGGCGGCCGGGCAGGGCGCGGCGGGUCCCGGCGGGCCAGGAGGGGAGCCGGGCAAGGGCGCGGCGGGGCCGGGCGGGCUGGCGGCGGCGGGGCCGGGGCAGGGCUGGGCGCCGGGGCCCGGGCCCAUCGCCUCCAUCCCCGACUCCUUAGGCGGCCCUUUCGCCAGCGUGCUCUCCUCGCUGCAGCGGCCCGGCGGCACCAAAGGCAGCCUAGUCAAGAGCGGCAUGUUCUGAGCUCGGAGCGAGGAGCGGGGGCUCCGCGGGGCAGAGACCCGGCCGCCCCCCCGGGGACGCAGCGCCCGGCGGCGGGGAGGGCGCCCGCAUCGCCCAGGGCAGGGGGGCGGUUGCUUUAGUUUGGGUUUGUUUGGUUUUUUUUUAAGCUCCUUUUCACGGUCAGCCCGAGCGACGAAAGCGCCUUCUCCACCCCCCGCCCUCCCGCUGCCUCGCACCCCUCGGGGGGGCCGGGUCUCUCCCCUCUCGCCGCCGACGGCUUGUAUUUAUUAAUUAUUAUUAAUUAUUAUUAUUAUACGGUUUACGCAGUUUUUAGGCAUCUCCGUUAGGGUUUUCUAAUUUUAUUUUAAAAGGCACAAACUAUAGCUCUUAGUCGAAUGUCGACAGGUAUGCUUUCCUCUUUUUCUGUGUCUUUCUACAACUGUGUUCUGUGACUCAACUGUAUAGUGUUAAUAUCAGUACAGACUUGUCUAGUUGACCGUAUAAAUAAUGUUUUCCCUUCUCGUAGUCUCUAUGGCGUGUCUUUAUGGAGAAAUAAAGUUCUCACGGGUUCGGUUCCCUUUGCGUUUUGAGAGACCAGGUUCAGGCGAUGAUAUAUAUUUUUGUUAUCGGUUGCAUGUCGUCUCAUUUUUUUUUCCCUACCUGUUGGAAUAUGUUUGUGAGCAUAAUCGUCAUAAAUUAUGUUCAGGGUUUUCAGAUUUAUUUAUAUGUGGUUAAAAUGAAUGCUUCUAUUUAAGAGGGGAAAUAUUUCUACAUGUGCAUAUAGUUUUCCAAGAGUGUACCAUUAAUUGAUUGUUAAUAAUAAAAACUAAAAGCAAAUAUAGCACUGCAGCUCUU
Molecule: messenger RNA, 1978 nt
Organism: Cuculus canorus (common cuckoo)
Lineage: Eukaryota; Metazoa; Chordata; Aves; Cuculiformes; Cuculidae
Gene: PHOX2B
Product: paired like homeobox 2B
Exons: 3
Coding region: 263-1144 (293 amino acids)
Biological process (GO): regulation of transcription by RNA polymerase II
Molecular function (GO): RNA polymerase II transcription regulatory region sequence-specific DNA binding; DNA-binding transcription factor activity, RNA polymerase II-specific
Source: RefSeq, a predicted model, not a curated record